Molecule: messenger RNA, 1981 nt
Organism: Musa acuminata AAA Group (dessert banana)
Lineage: Eukaryota; Viridiplantae; Streptophyta; Magnoliopsida; Zingiberales; Musaceae
Product: pentatricopeptide repeat-containing protein At4g02820, mitochondrial-like
Exons: 2
Coding region: 531-1862 (443 amino acids)
Cellular component (GO): mitochondrion
Molecular function (GO): protein binding
Source: RefSeq, a predicted model, not a curated record
GUCGAGGGAUGACAGUGAGCACCGCAGCGAAGGAGUGGAAGAAGAACAAUCUUCUUCAGUGUCGAGAGAACGAUGGCAGUGGGCGUAGAAGUGCUGCAGCGUCGAGGGAGCGAUGGCAACGAGUGCCGCAGCAAAGAAGAAGACGACAAAGAAGGAGGAGGAGGAGGAGGAGGCGACGUUGGGUAUUAUUUCUCGAAGCUUCUCCCUCUUUCUCCCUCUUCUUCGAACGCCUCUUCUUCCUCGCCUCGCCUCGCUGCAAUCGGUCUGAUACCGCUCGGUAGCAGGCGGUCCGCGUGCCGAUCAACUGGCAGACCUGUAUGUACUGCCUGGUUUGGGCAGUAUUAUUCGGUAUUGCAAACCUUGGUCCUUGCUUUCAUGAACUAUAUGUUCACAGAUGUAUCACAACUUGAACAUCUUCAAUAUUUAAUACCUCAGCAUUUGUUUGCUUUUAUCACAUGCUCUUUUAUUGACUUUUUCUUGUACUUUAUUUCCAGAGUACCAAUCUGCCAUCAUAUUAUUUUUGAUAUCUAAUGCUAUCGUCAGUUGGAGAUUUAGCUUCUUUUAAGAUCGUCAGUCAUAUUCACUUGUCUGUGACCUGGAAACCUAUAUGUGAAUGGAUGACCACUCAAUCACACAUCAAGCUGCUUCCUGGAGAUUAUGCUGUCCACUUAGACUUAGUUGCAAAGGUUUGUGGUCUGGCUAGCGCACAGAAGUUCUUUGAAGACCUACCAGUUAGGAUGAAGGGCCCAUCUACCUGCACUGCCCUUCUUCAUACUUAUGUGCAGUGCAAGUUGACUGAUAAGGCUGAGUCUCUGAUGGAAGAAAUGUCAGCUCAAGGUUUGCUCAGAUGCUCUCUUCCAUAUAACCAUAUGCUGACACUGUACAUAUCAAACGGGGAGCUGAAUAAGAUUCCAGAUUUGUUGAGAGACCUGAAAAGGAAUGCAUCGCCUGAUGAAAUCACCUAUAACCUAUGGUUAAGUGUUUUUGCCAAGAAAAAUGAUGUGAUUGGAGCAGAAAAGGUUCUCCAUCAGAUGGGGAAGGAUAAUGUGACUGCUGAUUGGGUCACUUACAGCAUAUUAGCCAACAUGUACAUCAAAGCAGCAUGUCAUGAUAAAGCAAAAGAAGCCUUGGUCGAGAUGGAGAGAAGGGUCUUCAAAAAAGACCGAGUUGCAUAUUGCUCUCUCAUCAGUCUUCAUGCAGGCCUAUUGGACAAAGACAAUGUUUACAGAACGUGGAAUAAACUGAAAGCCACAUUCAGGAAGAUGAGCGACAUGGAAUUUAAGUGCAUGCUCUCAUCUUUAACAAAAUUGGGUGAUAUUGAAGAAGCUGAGAGCAUCUACAAAGAGUGGGAGUCGGUAUCCGGCACACAAGAUUCGAGGCUUCCAAACAUCCUCCUUGCUUUCUAUGUCAAGAAUGAUAUGUUGGAGAAGGCAGAGAAGUUUCUUAUGCAUAUAGUUGAAACAGGAGUAAAGCCUAGCUACACUACAUGGGAGCUGUUAGCCUCGGGUAACUUGCACAAGAACAGGAUGGACAAAGUGUUGGAUUGCUUGAAGAAAGCUUUAUCAACCUUGGAGAAAUGGGACCCCAAUGUUGGACUAGUUAAAGCAGUGUUUACCGAGCUUGAAGCAAUGGGUAAUGUGGAAGACGCGGAGAAUUUCUUGGUAAUUCUUCGUGACGCAGGGUACGUGACAACCGAGAUCUACAAUUUGUUGCUUAGAACGUAUGUGAAAGCUGGUAAGAUGCCUUUGAUAGUUGCGGAACGCAUGAAGAAAGAUAAUGUCAAAAUGGACGAGGAGACUCUUCAUUUGCUGACGGUUACGCGUAAAUUUUGCAUAAGUGAAGUUUCACCAUUGAUUUCUUGAUAAGUUCUUUAAUUCGGAAAAAAUUGUAGCACCAAGUAUAUGAUUAUGACAGGCAUUGCAAAUCAUCUGUGACAUACUGUAAUAUGUGCAAGAGUGAUCAUCAUUUCAGAACCGUCGAA